Molecule: messenger RNA, 2112 nt
Organism: Rhopalosiphum padi (bird cherry-oat aphid)
Lineage: Eukaryota; Metazoa; Arthropoda; Insecta; Hemiptera; Aphididae
Product: twist-related protein 1-like
Exons: 1
Coding region: 300-911 (203 amino acids)
Molecular function (GO): protein dimerization activity
Source: RefSeq, a predicted model, not a curated record
UUCCGGCCGAUCAGUAGCUCUCGGCUAACCACAACGCGCACACGUACACCCGUAAUCCGUCACAAGAAUAUUCGUUUACGCACACGACAUUUUACACGACGCGAUUUAAUUCGUACCACACGUGCGACCGUCGCGUUAUAUUAUUUAUUAUAUCAUUUAACAUUUAAUAGUGAUAUAUUCGAGUGUUGAACAACAUACCGUAUUACAGUGCGUAUUUAACGGAUCGCAAAAAGAUUUUCGCGGUAUAAUAAUCGUUAUUUGUCCACGAGUUUUCCGGCCGACCGUAACACGACAACAAAAUGGCGUCGGUGCUGAACCUGAACUACGGCGUGUACUUCGGCGGUGACCGGUACGACGUCGAUCAGUACGACCUGUCGGCCAGCGACACGCUUCGCGCCGUCUACGAGGCGGCUUUCUCCAGCGGCGGCGCGGGCGGCGUCGUCGGACCGUCCUCGUCGGUGGCGUCACCGGACCAGGGGCGAGUCGGCGAACCGGCGUCGAUGAUGGGCGUCGUGAGAGGCGGUUCGCCGGCGGGUUCCGCGUGCACGGUGGUCACCACUGCGUCCACGACGACGGCCUCGUCCUCUUCUUGCGCCGGCGACGAUCCCAAGUCGCCGUACGGAGGCUUCGGCGGCAGUGGCGGCGACGCGGCCCUCGACUUCGGCACCUACGACGACGGGCUGGGCGGUGAACUGGCGAGCGGCGACGACGGGUGCACGGACGUGGUGACGAAGAAACGCCGGUUGGCCGCCAACGCCCGGGAACGGCGGCGCAUGCAGAACCUGAACAAGGCGUUCGACCGGCUCCGCACCGUGUUGCCCACGCUCGGCAACGACCGACAGCUGUCCAAGUACGAGACCCUGCAGAUGGCCCAGACCUAUAUCACGGCCCUGUACGAUCUGCUCCAGUGAUCGGCUCCUGCUCAAGACUGCUCCUCGACUGCGGGUCCCGCAGGACGAAACAAUCCUCCGCGAGACGUAUAUACGGUGGUAUAGGUACCUAUAAUAGUAAUGAUAUAUUAUGGCGAAUUUGUCGCAAUGAUAUUACCUUACCUAUAUAUAUAUAUAUAUUAUAAUAGUAUAUCGGGCAUGACGUUAUUGGCGUCGUAAUUUAUUAUUAUAUUCUUUUAGACUCACGAUUCAUUUAGAAUAUUCGUUACAUCCCCUCUGGACGCAUUAUAUACAUAAAUGGUAUUACUAUAGUGGUCGUUUUUUUAUGUACACAGUAUACUGUUUAACCAUCUAGUCAGUGGCCGGUUUACGGGUGGUAAAUAUAAUAUUGUGUUGAACAACAGUUUUUAAUUAUUUUAUUUUUACAAAAUAGAUAAUACGUAAUUUUAUUAAUAUAAUAUAUACAUUCAAUAUGAUGCAUAAAUAAAAUGUCGAUGUUUUUUUUUUAAUAAAUAUGAUGUCUUUAAAAUACACAAUAUUAAGUGCCGUCACCGAAAAACGUGAAAAAUCAGCCACUGUCACGUGUCACGACACACGAGUAUAAUAUUAUAAAUUAUUAUAGUGAUAAUAUGUCAACGAUUUUUCGAUUAUUUCUACCUCAAUUAGAUCGCGAAUCGAGUACACAUAAUAUUAUAUAAUUAUUAUUAUUAUUAUUAUUUUAUUGUUAUAUAUUAUCACCCUAGUCUGAUGUUUAUUAUUAUAUUUUGUACAUCUAACAGUAGUGUGUAAGCGUUAUUUUUAUGACGAUAUUUGGUAUACGCAACGCGUUGUCCGGCUUGUAAAUAUAUAAUAUCACUAUCGCGAUCGUAAAAUAUGUCGGUACGCAUCCUCGUCUGUCGAAGAUCGUCCAAAGUAGAUUGAAAAAUCGCCAAUCUUUGUGUGCGCGUGUGCCCGACCAAAUUAUUAUACAAUACCUUUCCGUCCUCAGAUAUAUAAUAUUAUUAUUAUUAUUAUUAUUAGCCUAUUCGCCAAAAACUGUGAUAAUUAUUGUAUACUUAUACGUAUAUUGUAUUUGUAUAUUAGACGUUAAGUAUAAUAUUAUAUUUUGUAAUUUAUGUUUUAUUAUAUAUAUUUUUUUUAUUAUAUUAUUACUGUGUACAUAAAUAUUAUUAUAUAUAGAGAUUAUAAAGUGCUCAACAAUAAAGAAAAAAAAUUGUCUCUA